AUGGAAGGGGUCUGGGAAAGAUCACUUUCGCCGGAGCGAAUAGCCUUCCUGGCGCAAUCCCGGAUUCCCGAGAUCAUUUUCUGCAAUACAGUGCUCCUCGUUAUUGCGACCGCGGGGCUCCUAGUCCGUCUUUUCGUUCGUAUCCGAUAUCUCACGGGGAUCAACCUCGAUGAUAUACUAUGUGUGACCAGUUGGGUCUUUACGUUCGUUCUGUGCGUUGCUUGUAUUUUGAUGACCAAAUAUGGAUUCGGCAAGCACAUUGGAACGGUAGAAAGCUUCAGCGACAGGGCCAUGUUCCUCAAGCUUGACUUCGUCACCAUGCUCGCCUACGUUCUCGCCCUCGGCGCCAUCAAGAUCUCCUUCUGCCUGCUCUACCUCCACAUCUUCCCGGGGAAGAAAUUUCGUAUGGCAUGCUGGUUAGUGUUGGCCAUUCUAGUUGCCGAAACGAUUGAAGAAGUCCUUGUGGUGAUCUUCCAAUGCUGGCCUGUCUACAAGGCAUGGGAUGCAACAGGCCUCGUAGAAGGAAAGUGCGUGGACAUGACGGUCUUUUACUACGCCAAUUUUGGGAUCAAGCUAGCCACGGACGUGGCCCUGUUUGCAAUGCCUAUUCCCAAACUACUGCGUCUGAAGAUGGCGGUAGGCAAGCGAGUGGGUUUGGUGAUGAUGUUCAGUUUGGGACUUCUUGUGUGUGUAACCAGUAUCAUCAGGGUCACCUACUUUAAUCCCUUCUCCGAGGACCACACAUGGGUGUUGGUCGAUGCAAUGAAUUGGUCUUGCGUGGAAGUCGCGGUGGCCAUUUUCAUCGCGUGUAUUCCCUCCUUCAAGACCUUUAUCAGCUACCGCUUCCCGACGUUACAGCGUCUACUUGGUCUCGCCAGCAAAGACGAGUCCAUCGGCCCGUCGAAGCUGUACGGCAGUUCAACCCGUCGGACAUACAACGGGCUAUCGACACGGGGACGUAAUAGCAUCAAGCUGAAGCCGGUGACAGGACACAGCAGGGCUGAUGUGGAAACCAGCCACAAUGAGUCUCAGGAACGUAUAAUGCAUGCGGGGAUUCAGGUCACUACCGACGUUAGCGUCCAGCAGACUGUCUAA
Messenger RNA from Aspergillus pseudonomiae, 1095 nucleotides. RefSeq lists its product as uncharacterized. The transcript has 6 exons. The record is from RefSeq and is a predicted model, not a curated record. Lineage: Eukaryota; Fungi; Ascomycota; Eurotiomycetes; Eurotiales; Aspergillaceae. Bases 1 to 1095 code for a protein of 364 amino acids.